Messenger RNA from Tachysurus fulvidraco (yellow catfish), 4668 nucleotides. RefSeq names its product calcium channel, voltage-dependent, beta 4a subunit (gene cacnb4a). Gene Ontology annotation, molecular function: protein binding; high voltage-gated calcium channel activity. Lineage: Eukaryota; Metazoa; Chordata; Actinopteri; Siluriformes; Bagridae. The record is from RefSeq and is a predicted model, not a curated record. Gene Ontology annotation, biological process: chemical synaptic transmission; calcium ion transmembrane transport; regulation of voltage-gated calcium channel activity. The coding region runs from base 251 to 1777 and encodes 508 amino acids. Gene Ontology annotation, cellular component: voltage-gated calcium channel complex. The transcript has 14 exons.
ACACAGCUGGAGCUCAUGCUCAGUCUAUCAGGAAGCGCACGCAGUAGCUGAGCUUCUCUCUCUCUCUCUCUCUCUCUCUCUCUCUCUCUCUCUCUCUCUCUCUCUCUCUCUCUCUCUCUCUCUCAUUCUUUUUGUGUAAAGAACCGUAAAGCCGCAGGUGAAGCUGGAGGCCAGCGCGCAUCUCUCUCCUCAGUAUGAGCGCAGUGGCAGAGAGAGACAGCCUCCUCCAUGGAGUGACGAAUUAGCCCAAAUGUCCCGACACAUCUACACUCGACACGGGACAAACGACGGAGCCUCUAAAGCCGUCUUUCAGAUCAACAGAGGCACGUAUUCCCGCCGAAGCCGUCUCAAGAGGUCUGAUGGCAGCACUACUUCCACAAGCUUCAUCCUCCGUCAGGGUUCAGCUGAUUCCUACACGAGCAGGCCGUCUGACUCGGACGUGUCUCUGGAGGAAGAGCAGGGCGGACGCCAGGAGAGAGAACAGCAAGCCAUGGUGCAGCUGGAGAGGGCUAAGGCCAAAGCAGUGGCAUUUACUGUAAAGACCAAUGUCAGUUACUGUGGUGCUCUGGAUGAGGAUGUUCCUGUUGCUGGAACUGCCAUUUCUUUUGACACAAAAGACUUUCUCCAUAUCAAAGAGAAAUACAACAAUGACUGGUGGAUUGGAAGACUGGUAAAGGAGGGGUGUGACAUUGGUUUUAUCCCCAGCCCUUUAAAACUGGAGAAUAUCCGUCUUCAGCAGGAGCAGAAGAGGGGACGCUUCCAUGGGAAGUCCAGUGGGAAUUCAUCUUCCAGCCUUGGAGAGAUGGUAUCAGGCACCUUCAAAACUAACCCUCCUUCUGCAGCUAAACCGAAACAGAAAGUGGCUGAGCAUGUUCCUCCAUAUGAUGUUGUCCCCUCCAUGAGGCCAGUGGUUUUGGUUGGUCCUUCAUUAAAGGGAUAUGAGGUGACAGAUAUGAUGCAAAAAGCACUUUUUGACUUCCUGAAACACAGGUUUGAUGGAAGGAUAUCUAUUACAAGAGUUACGGCAGACAUCUCACUAGCAAAGAGAUCUGUGCUCAACAACCCAAGCAAGAGAGCCAUUAUUGAAAGAUCCAACACCAGGUCAAAUUUAGCGGAAGUCCAGAGUGAGAUUGAGAGGAUCUUUGAGCUGGCUAGAUCUCUGCAGCUGGUUGUUCUGGAUGCUGAUACAAUCAACCACCCAGCCCAGCUCCUUAAGACCUCAUUAGCACCCAUUAUUGUGCAUGUUAAAGUGUCUUCUCCCAAGGUCUUGCAGCGGUUGAUCAAAUCACGUGGGAAAUCACAGAGCAAGCACCUCAAUGUACAGUUGGUGGCUGCAGACAAGUUGGCUCAGUGUCCUCCAGAAAUGUUUGACAUUAUUUUGGAUGAAAACCAACUAGAGGAUGCAUGCGAACACCUGGCUGAGUACCUAGAAGCCUACUGGCGGGCAACACAUACAUCACUGAGCACUCCACUCAACCCUCUGCUCGGACGCAAUCUGGGCUCCACUGCUCUCACACCCUACCCCACAGCCAUAUCCACUCUGCAGAGCCAAAGAAACAGAAACAGGAAUCAUUCCAGCGAUCUUUCUCCAAUUGAGAAGCGCAGUCUGAUGACCGCAACUGAAAACUACCACAACACUGAACGUCAACAGAAGAGCAGGGAGCAAUGGCCACUGGUGGAGGAGGACUACACCGACCCAUACCAGGACACGUACAAACCACACAGGAGCCGUGGCUCUCCAGGGGGAUACAGCAACGACUCACACCACAGAACCUAAGUUCAGCCUCUGCUCCCUCUUCUGUCAGUGUCUGAGUCCUUUUCUGAUGCAUAGUUCCUUGUAUUCCCUCUUGUACUGGUUCUCAGCAAUGAGGAAAGAUUGGAGCACAUUUGCUUUAAUUAUGGCUGUGAAAUGUUUGUCAGAGAAAUUUGAAGUACAGUAUUCUGCAUUUCAAAAUUUCUCACCAAGGGAAAAUAUGAUCCUGUCUGGCCAAAUAAUUAAAUGCUAUCACUCUGGUAAUUCAUCUCACUAAGGAUCCAGGCCAGAAGAAUUCUGUGUCUUGUAAGUAGGUUCUGUGUAUUUGCAGGGUCAGACUAUAAAGCAGGGUGGCUCAGGUAAAGAUGUGUAAAUGGCACAAUGCCAAGACACUUUUGCAUGUAUUUAUUAAUGACUAGGAAUAAAGCGCACAAUUUCAGAGCAUAUGGUAUAGUAUAUGGUAUUUGUUCAUAUGGUAUCAGUUUUGAUUGAGAGUGCUCACAGAGCCUCAAGGAACAGGACAUACAAUGGUUAUAAGAGGUCUACAUGAAGCUGUUAAAUUUGAUUUGCAAAUUUGAUUGGAAUGAACCAAUCACAGUUAAACCCAUGUUUAAAUGUAAUUAUGUGAAAUCAUGUAUUAGCAAUUAAAUAAUUCUGAUUAGCCCUCGCCUAAGUUUCCUUAGAUUUUUGGUUUUGUCCAAAAUGGUUUGUGCAAAGCUUACAAAGCAUGUACAUCUUAUUAUAGAAAGCUAUAAGUCAGGAGGGCUACAAAAGAGUUUCCUGAACAUUAAAUAUACAGUGAAACACAGUGAUGUUACGAAGAACAGGAUGCAACUCUAACAUUGAAGUAAUGACAUAAAGAAAACAUAUUAGAAAGGCUGCAAAGAGACCCUUUAAAGGAGCUGCAGAAUAUCUGACAAAUACUGGCGACUUCUUUUCACAAUGAAAAACAUACAACAAAAUAGGGCUGCUAUUUAGGUCAGCAGGAGACAGUUGUGUGCGAUCAGUAGAGCAUGUGACCUGGUCGUGUGAGGUGCUGGGGCUGAUGGGAAAUGUUCUGCAACUUUACCAGUGCUAGCAUGACAUAUUUGAAUUUUGUUCCUUGCUAUAUCACUAAAGGUGGAAAAAGAUAUUCUACUAUUAAUAGUGAUUUAAUGAUAACACGAUUCUGAAAUAUAAGCCACAUUGUGUAGCAUACUGACACAGUCAUAUUUUUUUGUCUCAUAAGAGAAGACUGAAGUCAUAUUUGGUAAUAGUACCUUCUGUAAUAUAACUGCACAAUGGGUAUGUCUUUAAAGUAGAAUGGAGUUAAGUCAAAUAUUUAAAUGGGUAGAAAUCAAGAAACCUAGAUGUAAAUAAAUCAAAAAAAUGAUAUUUUGUAAUGAGAAAAUAAUUAUGUUUAACCUCUUAAUUCUGUCAGAUUUGUCUAUAGAGUAAGUUAAAGAAGCAAUAGAUUUAUAAUCAAUGAUCUAAAUGCACCAAUAUCAUUGAAAUAGAAGUAAAUAUUAAUAGUAAAUAUUCAGUGUUGGUAAGUGGUGUCCUAGAACUUCUGGAAAUGUUCUUAUUAUCUGCAGUAGCUGUUGACACGGAGCUCUUUAAGAUCAGACAGUAGCUUGUAAGAGUGUCCCCUGUUUUAUAGUGUGUGUUGUCUUUAAAGAAUAUGCAUGCAGGUAGGCUCUCAGUUGGACAGUGACAGAUUAUACGUAAAGCUUUAUCCACUAAGAAGUCAUCCAUUAAAGCAGUUUCCAAACCUGAGCCAAUCCAAUGAAGUGCAGUUGAGUAAAGUGUCCUUACUGUACUACUGCUGCCAGUUCCAUUCUGCCAGGCCUUUAGCAUUAUAGAACCCAUUAUUUUACAUCCAGCAACUUUCCAAAUUGUGUAGGAAACAACAGUAUACGUUCCGUUCAUUAGAAAGGGAAUCGAUAAUGUUGAAUCAAGCCUUCAUUAAGUCACACGACUCUGUAUUUGUUUUGUAUUUAUUUGUUUUAUUUAGUUACUGACAAAGAACUACAUUUACGCAAACAAGUCCAUGGGGCUUAACAUUUUGUUUUGCUAGCUGUUUUUUGUGCUUUAUAUAUAUAAAUAACACUUUCUUUGAAGGCAUAGAAAGAAUACAUUCAUAACCUGCAUUCAUAAGGCAUUAUGUACAAUAUUAGAAUUAUUUUUAAAACUGCAUUACAGUUUAUAGUAGUGGUUAUAAUACAUUUUCUGCUUAGGUCAUUUGGAGGUUUAGAGACACUGACUACAAAGCCAAUUAGAACGAUAGCUGUAAAGUGUCCUGCAAUUAUAUAAAUGAUUCCAAUAAGGUUUAAAAUGUAUAAAGAGUUCAUUAUGACAUGAUAUGUAUGUGUGAAUGUAUACAAGCUUUUUAACAAUGAUCUUCAUAGAAAGUUUUAAAACCUCUCUAUGGUUUGCGAAGAUUCAUACACUGAAUAAAUGAAACACCCCCCCCACACACACACAUACCUUAUUUAUUUAGUUAUUUAUGUAUACAUUCUAAAAGUCUAAAUUGAUAUGUGAUUGUAUGUUUGUUAUGUAUUAUAGCUAAUGCUCAGGGUCUUUAUAAUAUUGUGGCAUCAGGUUGUGACAAUUUUUAAUUUUUUUAGUUCCAAUUUCAUUUAAAAAAAAUAUAUACAGUAUAUAUAUAAAAAAAAAUCACAAGGUGUCCUGUCAUAUCACACAAUACACAAAUGUAUAGUUUUGUUUCAUUUGGUACACCACAUCAUGUUUUUCCCCCCUUUUUAAUUAGAAUACUUUUUAUUUGAAUUCCUUUCUCAUUGUCAUUGACAUGGUAUAAAUAAAACUCCAGAUAUAUUCUAGAUAGUUUUAGUUUAUAAUGAUGCUGCAUGAUGUAGACACAUUUCACUCAUUAAGAUGACAAGUUACUUUCCCCUCAUUUAUGAAUCCAGUAAAAC